AUGCAUGUGACAGCUGUCGCGUGCCAUCCAAAACUCUACGAACAUUCUUCACCGCCGUGUGCCUCUCCAACGGCACAAAAAGGCAUCAUUUCUCUCCCUAACAAUGCAGCGCAGCCCUGCUCUGCGCCAUUCGUUCCGCUGGAGCCAAUAGCUACAUCGUCUCCGCCCCCCUUCUCUCACUCACGCGCUUCCCGAAAAGAUAGAUAUCUCCAGUCUAGUUACUGGCUUCUGCCGAAUUCACAAGUUGGUCCCGUUCUCACCGGUGUCAUUCGAAUGUCUUCUCUGCCACCUUUCAACAUGUCAUAUUCUUCGUCCAACAUAAUCCCGGCAAUUCCGAGAGUUAUCUCUCCCUCCCCAACUCCCUCGGAAAGGAAGGAAGAGUCGCAAGGUGGAUACUCGGGGCCUGUCACAAGAUCUGCUAGGAAGAAGAGAAUGGCAUCACAGGUGCCGAUAGACGAGGAGAUCGAUGAGGACUCGAGUAAUGAGUCAAGGAGGGCGAGAGCAAAAAGUAGGAGUUCUACGAAGAAAAAGAAACAAUCAAGCGCCAAAGCUCCUGCCACACCACCAACAACCAAACCAUCACCAAUAGCAGUAACCCCAGACAAGGAUGGAAAUGGGAAGGGAACGAACGGGUAUCUCUCCCCGUCGAGUGCCAGCCCAGGCUGGAGCUGGAGGGACAUCAGUCGAAGUCCCAGUCCACUCGGUCUUAUCCCCAUUCACAGACAAUGGCGAACUUUUGUACAUCGACAUGAGGUACCACGGAAGCUGUUACACGUCUCGAUUGGAUUCUUCACAAUCUGGCUAUAUGUUUCGGGGGUUCAGACAGACGCCAUUACCCCAUAUCUCAUGACGGCGCUAAUACCCAUCACAACAAUCGACUUCAUUCGGCACAAGUACCCCCCUCUAAAUCGACUAUACGUUCGAGUUGUCGGUUUACUGAUGCGUGAAACUGAGUAUGACGGGUGGAACGGAGUUAUCUGGUAUUUACUAGGAGCAUGGAUAGUGCUCGGCUUCUUUCCCAAGGACGUGGGUGUCAUGGGGGUACUUCUUCUAAGCUGGUGCGAUACAGCCGCAAGCACCGUGGGCCGAGCCUACGGUCGUUAUACGCCUAGGAUCAGACGCGGCAAAUCCCUCGCUGGCUCACUUGCCGCUUUCGCUGUCGGUGUGAUCACUGCAGCCUCCUUCUGGGGCUACUUGGCCCCUCGGGUGGGCCCUUUUGUGGAUAAUGUUGACUGGCCUUUUAUGUUCACAGGCACUUUGAGACUUCCAGGGGCAGUUCGGGACGCUAUUGGCUUGCCCGAUGUCCAAGGAAGCAUUACUGGAGGUCCGGCCCUGGUGGUCAUGAGUAUAUGGACUGGAUUUGUGGCAGCGGCUAGCGAGGUGGUUGAUAUCUUUGGAUGGGAUGACAACUUGACGAUACCAGUACUGAGUGGCCUGGGGAUGUGGGGUUUCUUGAAGAUAUUCGGCUAGAUGGGGGUACAUGGGGGAGGAAUGAUGCUCGGUGGCUUGGAUAGCGUAGAACAAGCCAGAUACAAUGCAGUACAGAUGGCCCAGGUCUAUGGCACGGUUGUUUUAUGGUGCGGCAGAUAUUUCUCCUAAUGUACGGCAGUAGUAAUCUGCCUUGUGGGAGACUCAUGCACGCCAUUGGCUAUAAUUGUCUUUCCCACAGCCCUACCAUGGUCAACUGCCGACGUUUAUGUUGAACCUCAGACUUCAGAGUUGAUAACUCUAGAGUUCAGACUUUAGACGGCAGACUUCAGUCUUUCAGGCU
Amorphotheca resinae ATCC 22711 is the source of this 1771-nucleotide messenger RNA. RefSeq lists its product as hypothetical. The record is from RefSeq and is a predicted model, not a curated record. Gene Ontology annotation, biological process: phosphatidic acid biosynthetic process. Gene Ontology annotation, molecular function: ATP-dependent diacylglycerol kinase activity. Gene Ontology annotation, cellular component: endoplasmic reticulum membrane. The coding region runs from base 1 to 1470 and encodes 489 amino acids. Lineage: Eukaryota; Fungi; Ascomycota; Leotiomycetes; Helotiales; Amorphothecaceae. The transcript has 2 exons.